CACACAAAAUCACCAGUGAUACUCAGAGACACACCCAUCUGUCACACUCUGUACCAAUAUGGCUUACUGGAAAAAACAAACAGUUUCAGACAAGCUGUCCUCAAAUGUUGUGAUGACGUCAUACUGUAUGAUCAAGUUUCUGAUUGGCUGAUCAACAAACCUAAGCUCCGCCCUCAGGAACAUGUGUCACUCUUCAAACUCGUGAUCACACGGAAAAGGCAAACCAUAAACGUUUCGAGGACACACACUUAAUCGAAACCUAGAUUCACUUCCUCUUGCAUCAUCAUCUUCACCAUCUUUUUCUGCCUGCCUGUUGUCGUGGUAACCACGGGAUGGUCAUAGGUUUAUGACUUUAUGGCCCUUCUGAGUAAAGUCCUCUUAAAACUCUGUCUCACACACACACACUCACUCACUCACUCACACACACUCACACAGAGGAGACGGUUGGACUGUUUGCACUUUUGGGAUUUGUUGUAAAUACGCUGUUUUUAUGCUGUAGCUGUAGUGUGUUAUUAAGAGUGUGUUGUUCUCUAGGACAGUGUGUGUUAGCUGGUUGUAUCUGUUAGUGCGUACUGUGUGUGUGUGUGUGUGUGUGUGUGUGUGUGUGUGAGCUCUGUGGUAGCAUUAGCCUGUAGAUUUGUACUUAAUAACACUCAGGGCCUGUUAGUGCACUGCGCUGCAGUGUGUGUUAGCUUUAUAGUAGCAUUGCUGAAGCGUGUGUGUGUGUGUGUGUGUGUGUGUGUGUGUGCGCGUGUGAGUGAUCAUGUCAAUGGCGGUGGAGUUACUGGGCUUCUUGCUGUGUGUGGGUGGGUGGCUGCUGAGCGGCGUGAGUUUAGCGAAUAACUACUGGCGUGUAUCGUCGUACGUGGGCAGCGUGGUCAUUUCCACACGGCAGUAUGAGAACCUGUGGCAGGCGUGUGCGGAGGCCAGUACAGGCAUCACGAACUGCAGACUGUUCGAGUCCAUGCUCGCACUGGAUGCCUACGUGCAGGCGUGUCGUGCUCUGAUGAUUAUAGCCCUGCUGCUCGGCCUCGCCUCGAUCCUCCUCUCUGUCCUGGGACUGAAGUGCACUAAACUGGGCGGCAUGAAGGAGACGAGUAAAGGACGUCUCACACUCACUGCUGGAUUGCUGUUCAUACUGUCUGGUUUGUGUGUGUUGACGGCUGUAUCGUGGUACGCAUCACGCAUCAUUCAGGAGUUUAAUGACCCCUUUUACGUAGGAACGAGGUCUGAGCUGGGUACCGGUCUGUAUUUGGGUUGGGCCGCAGCGGCGUGUGUGAUUAUGGGAGGAGCCAUGCUGUGUGGAUCAUUCAAGAGAGCAAGAUCACCCAAACCCUCAGGUGGUUACAGGUAUAAGUCGUCAGCCAAUCAGCAGAUCUAUAAAACAGGUGCUCAGUCAGAGAGCAGCAGCUCCAGAGCGUACGUUUGAACCCAGCACCUGUACCACUCUACACACACUGGAAAUGAAAAUUGUCUAUAAAACCGAAACAUACCGUGUGUGUGUGUGUGUGUGUGUGUGUGUGUGCGUGUGUGUGUGUGCGUGUGAGUGUGUGAGUGCUUGUGAGUGUGUUGUUUGCGGUGUUACACAUGAUGUCUUUGUGCUGUUAAUGUGAAUAAUGUUUGUGAAAUUGUGGGCUCUUGCCUUUGCCUUUAUGAAUUAGAGUGUUUCUGUGUGUGUUUUUUUUUUUUUUUUUUGAGGGGGCUUCACAUUUUUUAGUAAUAACAACAAUAAAUUAUAUUUUUAUAACUUCUGUUUUGGGUAAUUAGAGUAAUUGAUAAUUUGGGUUAAUUUUUUUUCUAUAUAUGGAGUUGGAUAAUAUUUUGGAAUUUGACAGAAUAAGGAAUAAAUUGAAAUUGUGCAUAUUUCUUUUAUUGUGUGUGAUAUGAAUAAAUCAGAAUGGAUAAACACGCCA
Molecule: messenger RNA, 1913 nt
Organism: Pangasianodon hypophthalmus (striped catfish)
Lineage: Eukaryota; Metazoa; Chordata; Actinopteri; Siluriformes; Pangasiidae
Gene: cldn15lb
Product: claudin 15-like b
Exons: 5
Coding region: 764-1429 (221 amino acids)
Biological process (GO): bicellular tight junction assembly; cell adhesion
Cellular component (GO): bicellular tight junction; plasma membrane
Molecular function (GO): structural molecule activity
Source: RefSeq, a predicted model, not a curated record